This is a messenger RNA of Hansenula ciferrii, 1305 nucleotides long. RefSeq lists its product as uncharacterized. The record is from RefSeq and is a predicted model, not a curated record. The transcript has a single exon. Lineage: Eukaryota; Fungi; Ascomycota; Saccharomycetes; Phaffomycetales; Wickerhamomycetaceae. Bases 1 to 1305 code for a protein of 434 amino acids.
AUGACAAUAUUUAAAAAGGCUAUAAGGCCUCUAUCUCCUGGUGAUAAAGCGAAAGUUUGUGUCACUAUUUUAGAACAGAUACAAGAUCAUGCAUCUAACAGACGCUUAUUGGAAGCAGUUUUAUCCACAGUCGAUUCACAAGCUUUAUCAAUGAAUGCAAUCAAUAAUCUAGCUCAGCUUGUUCCAAAGAUAGAGAAAUCAUAUAAUGCAAUUACCCCUGUCUUGCAAGCCAAAUUUGCACAAGUUUUCAAAGAACAUUCCUCCGAUGAGCUCAUUUCAAAAUUUAUUUCAAAUGAAGAUGCACAAUGUGGAAAGUUGUUGAAACACAUAUUAAUAAUAAUGCUUUUGAAGUCCAAAAGAUACUCUGAAGCUUCUAAUAUUGUGCAUAGAUCUUUGCAAAACCGAUCAAAAUUAAGUCCAAUCACUAUUGAAUUGUUGGUUCUUCAUUUAUGUGAACUCAACGAUGUUGAUGAAAUAAAUAAGGCUAGAAUAAUACUCGGUUUAGCUAAAACACAAGCAUAUCCAAUCCAUGCUCGUACAUUCUCAACCCUAUUGACAAAAGCGGUACAAUUGAAUGAUUAUGAAACAUGUUAUAAGAUUCAAAGAAAUAUAAGAGAUCGUACAUAUGUUGAUAAUGGUACUUUAAUCAAGUUAGCUGAAUCUUUAGUUCAUAAAGGUGCUUAUCAAAUGGUUUGGGGGAUUGAAAAAGAAAUUGGGCGCAAGAAAUCAUUUUCACCUGAGUUUAUAGAAAGAUUAAAUAUAGCUGUCGUUGAAAGUGUUGCAGUUAAAGAAGGUUUCACUAAAGCCUGGAAUAAAUUGAAAGAAAUUCAUCAAGGUCAAGAACUAUUUGUUGUUGAUUAUCCAUAUUUAAUUAAAAGUUUUGUAUUGAUAAAAGAUCAAGAUGAAUUGAAUUUUUUCAUUCAUAAAGAGUUGAAUGUUGAAAGUGAUGAAUUAAAGAAAUUUAUUAUAAAUUUGAUUGUUAAAAAAAUGGCUGACUCUGGUGAAGUUAAAAAAAUGCUAUUAAUACUGAAAAAUUCUCCAACGUUAAGAUCUUACAUUAGAGAAAAUGUAAUUUUACAACUGAUCCAUGGUUCUUUGGUCUUGGAAGAUUCAACAAUCUUGAAAGAAGUUUAUGAUCUUGUUGAGGAACUUGGAAUGAAAUUUCAUGAAAAGAAAACAGUAAACUUAUUUAUUUCAGCAUUUACGGGUACUGAAUACUCGUCAUAUAUACCAAAAGUGUUGGAUCUUGUUGCGAUUGAAAACUUCAAGCUAAGAUAUGAUAUCAAUAAAAAAUUGAAAAAAUGA